GUCUGGGAUGCCCUUUGCGAAUCAAGAACCUACAUCUAUUUAUUUUAUUUUUUUUUGAAGUUGCUUGAGAAUACACAUUUUAGUUCGAUUAUCUCCACUGGAGCCUGUGCUGCCAGUGUGACUCACUGUACUUCAUUCCUACCGCCUAGCUUUCCCUCAUCCCGACUACUCGCUCAGCAAGCAGGCAAGGCGAUUUCCGUUGUGACUGUUUCUAUUCUUUAUUUUACACUCUAUUUCCCAUAAGUUCACACCUCCACCUACAUUCAGCCUUGUAUCGCGCCUAGUCUUUCAGCCUUAGCCUUCCUCUAUAUCAGAUUCCAUUUUCUAGGCAUCACUACACUGAGUUCCAUUUCCUUUCUACAUCUUCCUCGGGCUUUCUAUACAGCACACAGCAGCACCCAUGUCUUCCAACCGGAUCCGCCGCAUCACCAAAGAAAUUGCCGAUGUUCACGCGGAUUCUCUUUCCCAGAUCACAGUUGAGCCUCUAGGGGGAGGAAAUGAUAUCACACAUCUGCGUGGCACCUUCCUAGGACCCCCAGGCACUCCCUACGAAGGGGGCACUUACAAGGUUGAUAUAAAGAUACCCAAUGAGUAUCCCUUCCGGCCACCUGUGAUGAAGUUCGAGACCAGAGUCUGGCACCCUAAUAUCAGCAGCCAGACGGGUGCUAUUUGCCUCGAUACCCUUUCGUCAGCUUGGUCACCGGUUCUUACGAUAAAAUCCGCACUUCUCUCUCUACAGUCUUUACUUAAUACACCUGAACCCAAAGACCCACAGGAUGCGGAGGUCGCAAAUAUGCUUAUUAAGAGACCGAAGGAAUUCGAACGCAUUGCCCGCGAGUGGGCUGUGAUCUAUGCUGGGGCACCCAGGAAGCACUCUGGAGAAAGUAGCGGUGGUGCAACGGAUGAAUCGUUACGGCAACAGGAGCUUGAGGCCAUGGAACAGGAGACACAGGAAGAUCUUUCCAAGUAUGAUGGAUACAACAAGGAUCUGGUCGACCGUUUUUGCAGUAUGGGGUUUGAUGUGGACCGUGUGGUUGACGCGUUCAAUUAUGUCGGUGUCGACCGAAUGGAAGGAGAGGAUUAUGAGCUAGAUGAAGCAUUUAUGGGUGACAUAACCGCACGACUCCUGGGCGAGCCUUGAUGGUUGAGAAAAUGCCGUCAUGAGAACGCCAUUCCUUUUUAUUGUCUUUUAUCCAGUUUCUGUUUUCUGGAUGGUGGGGUUAAGCGCAAGGUGUCUGGCGAGGUCUUUGUUAUUAUUUGGAUAACUGGGUUGGCUCUUCCGUAUACGAAUGAACUGCUAUUACGAGACUCGGGAGUAG
This is a messenger RNA of Monascus purpureus, 1319 nucleotides long. The record is from the annotation of a GenBank genome assembly. Lineage: Eukaryota; Fungi; Ascomycota; Eurotiomycetes; Eurotiales; Aspergillaceae.